This is a messenger RNA of Centruroides sculpturatus (bark scorpion), 4374 nucleotides long. Its product is annotated as hemicentin-1-like. Lineage: Eukaryota; Metazoa; Arthropoda; Arachnida; Scorpiones; Buthidae. The annotation marks the transcript as partial. The record is from RefSeq and is a predicted model, not a curated record. Gene Ontology annotation, biological process: cell-cell adhesion. Gene Ontology annotation, molecular function: cell adhesion molecule binding. The transcript is spliced from 16 exons. Gene Ontology annotation, cellular component: cell-cell junction.
CAAGACCCAACUUACCAACCAUACUCUAUGGUGGAAGGGAAUACAGAAAUGGUUCUAGUGUGGGACCAUUUAUCGAAGGGACCAUUGUUACGUUUCACUGUACAACAAUCGGUGGGAAACCGAUACCCGAAGUGUCAUGGUGGAAAAAAGAAGAGAAUUUACCUGAAGAAAGUACUUUGUCAGAGAAUGAAAUGGGUAUAAACAAUGUUACGUCGAGAGUCAAGUUCCAGCUGAUGAGAGAAGAUUUAGGUGCAGUGCUUGAAUGCAGAGUUGAAAAUGACGCUACUGAAACUCCAUUAGUUGCGUGGAUUCGACUAGAUCUUGAUGUUAAACCGUUCGCUUUGGAACUAGAAGAGCAGCCAGUACCGGUUAUUGAAGGGGAACACGCAGAAUUAAUUUGUAUCGUUGAUGGAGCCAAACCUCCAGCUUCUGUGAAGUGGUAUAAUGGUAGCGAAAUAGUAGCAAUGAGUUCCAGCAUUCAAGAGGAGGGUUUAGAUGAUGGUACAUUCCGCACGAUAAGUCGCUUAAUAUUACCUCUCUCAAGAUAUGAUCAUCUAAAAACAAUAAUCUGUAAGGCGAGUAAUCCCGUGAUGAGUGCAUCUGGAGAUCAGCCUCUAGAAGAUACUGUCAGGUUACAAGUUCUAUAUUCUCCUUCAGUUAUAGUCGGGCCAUCUGCGAGAUUAACAGUGAAUGAAACGGGAUCAGCUAUUAUUAAUUGCACCUUUGAUGCCAAUCCUCCUAAUGCAACCGAAGUAAUUUGGUACAGAAACAAUACUGAAAUAAAUAUAAAUACUACUAGUCGUUAUAAAUUCAAUAAUUUCGGUAUACCGUCAUUAAUCAUAAAUUUCAUAUCAAGAAAUGAUGCUGGAAUGUAUAGCUGCGCUGUAAAUAAUAGUAUAGGAAGAAAUAAGGCUUUAGAGCCAAUGUACAUGAAUGUAAUAUAUCGGCCAACUGUCAGAGCAAGAAUAUCUCCCACCCAAGUCCCCGAAGACAAAGUGAGCAAUGUUAAUAUACAAUGUGACAUUAUCGAUGGAAAUCCGGCGAAUUUACUUCUAGUAAGAUGGUACAAAGAUAACAAAUUAAUGAACGAAGCAACAUCUAAAGAAAUCAGAUGGUUAAAUGUGACCAGAAAAUUAACGGGGAACUACAGUUGCCAGGGGCAAAAUGAAGCUGGUUGGGGAAAUAUUUCAGAACCUGUACAAUUUGUCGUUAAUUAUCUUCCAGGAAAAGCAAAAUUACAUCAUCUUGACCGGCCUGCUGUGAAAGGAAAACAUACAACGUUAAGCUGUGAAGUAGAUGACCUGGGAAGUCCUGAAGCUACAGCCUUCCACUGGGAAUACAAUGGGAAAGUUCUAUUGGUCACUACAGCCAACUAUACCAUUGACCGUGUAUCACUCAAUAGUCGAGGUAACUAUAGCUGUGCAGCAAAAAAUACUCUCGGCAUUGGACAGCAAGAAUACUACAUACUCCAUCCAAAAGCUCCUCCAGUUUUCAUAGAAAGGCCUCCGAGUGAAUAUGGUGCAUCUCAGAACGAUUCUUCAAUCAGUAUAUCUUGUAGAGUUGAAUGUUUUCCAAUGUGUAAAAUAGAAUGGUUAAAAAAUGGUGCUAGUUUAAAAGAUUCAAAGAUGUACAUCAUCAAAUCAACAGAACAUCCAGAGGAAGUUGAAAAGAAUACAUUUCCAUCAAUGGUUAGUACUUUAACAUGGAAUUUGGCAGCUUGGCCUGGUGGAGUACUCGAUAGAGAACUGGACAAUGCUUAUUACACUUGCACGAGUAGUGGCAAUGAUGUUGGACACGGAGUCAGCACAGCUACCUAUUUUAGAGUUGAAUUUCCUCCGGAAAACAUAACACUUUCAAAUUAUGAAUUAAGUGUUGUAGAAGGACACGUAUAUGCAAAAGUUCAUUGUUCUGCACAUUCAUGGCCUCCUAGCACUUAUCUCUGGAAAGUCAGGGAAACGGUAAUUGCAGAUACAGCUACUUUGGUAAUAAACUAUACAAUACCACGUGAUAAUACAGGCAUCUAUAUUUGCAUAGCGAGCAAUCGUCGUGGAAAUAUCACUGCUGAUCUAACUGUAAACGUACUUUAUAAACCCGAUUGUAUUUUAUCAGAAAGAAUCAGUGACGAAGGAAGACCAAUUUUUACAUGUGAAGCUGUUGCAAAUCCUGAUAUUGUUAAUUUCACGUGGUUUCGACAAAACGAAACCCUUCAUGAACAUAUUGUUUCUCGUGGAACCAAAAGUGUUUUAACUUUACCAGCAAAUAAACCCGAAUACGAUGGAGAUUAUUAUUGUAAAGUGAACAAUUCUGUUGGAGAAUCUGAUCUGUGCCAUGUACUUAUACAAACAACUUUAGAGCCUCAAGGUUGGAUGCCCCAACUCACAGAAGAGAACGUCAUCUUGAUAGCCGGUGUGGCAUCAGCCAUUGUGAUCAUUACUAUCAUAGUAGCUGCGGUUAUGGUUCUAAGGAACAGGAGAACUCACAGUGAGUAUGACUGCCGGGUGGGUGAAAAGGUUGAGCCUCAAGGUUGGAUGCCCCAACUCACAGAAGAGAACGUCAUCUUGAUAGCCGGUGUGGCAUCAGCCAUUGUGAUCAUUACUAUCAUAGUAGCUGCGGUUAUGGUUCUAAGGAACAGGAGAACUCACAAAAAUCCAAUUUCAAACUUUAGUCCAGAAGGACGUGUGCAGCCAUCGGAAUCCAUCCCUGUCAACAAAACAGCUCUGUCAAUAAAACCAUCAGUAGUCACAUUCAGACGUGUACCUGAUUUCGCAGUUCCUAAAUCAGAAAGAAGAGAUGUAAAUAAUCCUACAAAAGGUAAGGCAGGAGGAAGUAAGCCUGUUUAUCAAAAUGUUACAACAGGAAAAAAAGAUUCAUCGGAAAGCACAGCCAAGUAUGAAAACAUGACAUUUCAUCAAAAAGAUCCGAGAAGGCCCAAAACCCCCAUUCCCAGUGUGAGAAUGAGAACUGCCUUACCUGUCAGCCACGUAUAUGAGAAUAUAUCUCGCUUGAAGCACAGCAGGCCACUUUCUAGUGGAGCUACCGUCGUCACUCUCGGUGGGGAUCAACAAACAACUAGAAGCCUCGAAAAAACAUCAUCUAACCACGUCCAGAAAUCACUACCGUCUCUCAGAUCUCAGCAUGGGGACGAAUCUCUAAUACUGAUCAAUGAUAACGAUAUUGGUUCUACUCCUUUGAAAGAUAAAGAAAAUAAUAAUAUAAAAGUGGAAUACACUUUAUCUUCGCAGGCAAAAAUGAAGACUAAUCCAGAAGGUGUUGUAUAUGCGGAUCUGAUGUUACCUAAUCAUGGACGGAGUUUGGUCGGAAGGAAAGGAUCAUGCACAGAAUACGCCACUUUGAAGUUCGAAAAAGAAGAGAAUGGAACUCCUGAGUCACUCCAAUCUCGACGACAAUAACGACGCUGAUUCUGACGAUAGAUGGAGCGAGCGGUCAACACCACCGCUGCUUCCUCGAGGGAUAACUCUGCCUGUGCCUCCAAGACCCCAGACAAAGGCUCCAUCUCGUGACAAAACGAGGAACUGAUCAGCCCCGUAUCUAUGGCGUUAAAUAGAGGUGGCUGUUGGCUAGCUUUGUACCGGGAGUAUCGACCAGAAGGUGUGAAUGUCCGUCCUGUACUGUAGCUGACAGCUCAAAUGACCUAUAUAAAUAUAUAAAAAUUAUAUAUAUAAAUAUAUAUACACACACAACAAACUGCAAAUGCAGUAUUUGCACUGCUGUUCCAUAUCAGUGUUUGUGUGCGGGGACAAUUUUUAUGGAGCAAUGUCGCUACAGCUGUGAUGUUUUAUUUUGUUCUAUUUUGUUUUGUAAUUUUAAAAAAAGUCGGGAUGAUCGGUUACAUCCCUGUUACGGAUCGCUCGUCAGAUUCCCUCCUCAUUCAGCUCCCUUCGACCCUCUCUCUACAGUUACCGAAAUGUUUGUACUUUAUUGAAUAACAGCUGUCAGAUUGAUCUAUGGGUUGUUAGAAUUCAUGACAUGUGAGAGCUAAAGAAAUAAUAAACAUUUAUAAAGAAAUUUGCUGUGUCUAUUCUCUAUCGCUCCUUUUGUUCCUGAAGAGAGACCAUGUGCAAAGUUUCUCUUUAUGUUCACUCGAUAAUUUUGUUUUUACUCCAACAAUAAAUGGUUUAACUAUUCAUUAAGCUGAGAAACUUUUAUUAUCUCUUAAAGCAACCGACGAAGAAAUUACAGUAUUGUUCCCUCAUGAGGGUUAUCAACUAGCUACGGUUCUACAAACAUGACAAAAUUCGAAAUUAAAAAUAUUUUAAUGUUUGAAUAAAAUAUAUAAUUUCUGUCGCUGAAUUUUUGAAGUAUUAUGUUAAAAAAUUUUAUCAUAAUUAAAACGAAAGAAUAAAAGGAAAAAAA